AUGCGCCGGCCUCCGGAGGCAAAGUGCUUCGGCUUCGCCCUGCCGCUGAGCGGCCGCCCGCUCUUCAUCGUGCUGACUGUGUCCGCCAUCGGGAGCGCCGUCCUCUAUGCCGCGCUGCAGGAGGGCGUGUUCCAGGUGCCGGGCUUCAAGUUUAGCGGCUGGAUGACCUUUGUGACGGCGGCGACGAUGGCGGUCUGCGGCCACCUCGAGCUGCUGGUCACAGGCAGCCGGCAGCGCGUUGGCACGCUCGACCAGUACCUGCGUCUCUCGCUGCUGACCCUCGCCGGCAUGUACCUCACCAACGCGUCGCUCAAGUACCUCAACUACUCGACGCGCGUGCUCUUCAAGUCGAGCAAGCUGCUGCCGACGAUGCUCCUCGGCACCCUGAUGCAGGGCCGGCGCUACUCCUUCCUCGAGUACCUCGCGGCGGGCGGCCUCGUCGGCGGAAUCACGCUCUUCACCCUCGGCGACGCGGACACGCUGCCCUCCUUCCACCUCGCCGGCGUCGGGCUCAUCCUGCUCGGCAUCGCCGCCGACGCCGCGACGAGCGAGCUCGGCGCGGCGCUGCGGCACGGCGCAAAGCAGCCGCAGGUGCUGCCGCUGCUCGUGGGGUCUUCGAUAUGCGGCUACGCGAGCGUCAGCGUCGUGCUGCUCCUGAUCAAGCUCUACGGCGCCACCGUCACGGAGCUCGUCAAGAGCAUGCGCAAGGCACCAAGAAGAGAGUCCGUUUCAGUAGCCGAGUAG
Emiliania huxleyi CCMP1516 is the source of this 744-nucleotide messenger RNA. RefSeq lists its product as hypothetical. The coding region runs from base 1 to 744 and encodes 247 amino acids. Lineage: Eukaryota; Haptophyta; Isochrysidales; Noelaerhabdaceae. Gene Ontology annotation, molecular function: transmembrane transporter activity. The transcript has 2 exons. The record is from RefSeq and is a predicted model, not a curated record. Gene Ontology annotation, cellular component: Golgi membrane; endoplasmic reticulum membrane. Gene Ontology annotation, biological process: transmembrane transport.